Messenger RNA from Xyrauchen texanus (razorback sucker), 5416 nucleotides. Its product is annotated as BCAS3 microtubule associated cell migration factor-like. Gene Ontology annotation, cellular component: cytoplasm. The record is from RefSeq and is a predicted model, not a curated record. Gene Ontology annotation, biological process: response to starvation; autophagy. Gene Ontology annotation, molecular function: protein binding. The transcript has 24 exons. The coding region runs from base 529 to 3261 and encodes 910 amino acids. Lineage: Eukaryota; Metazoa; Chordata; Actinopteri; Cypriniformes; Catostomidae.
GGUCCUUACAAUGCAAGUGAAUGGUGACAGAACUCAAAAACCUCCAAAAAGAAGAUAAAGACAGUCCAUCAGACUCCAAUGAUUUAUGGUUUAAUCAAUGUCUUAGGAAGCGAGACAGUUUUUGGGUGAGAACAGACCAAAAUAUAUGUCUUGAAUGCAGUCUCCUUGGCAAUCAUGACUUCAAGCUCGUUUACACUUCCUAUAGCGCUCUGCGCAUAUGUCAAGUAUUAGGAAGUGUAACCAAGCUUAUGUCAUGAUAGUUCCUAGAGACUGCAAUGGCAAGAUGUACAGUGAAAAAGGAGUUAUAUUUUGGUCUUUUCUCACCCAAAGCCAACUGGAUCGCUAUAGAAGACAUUGAUUAAACCAUAAAUCAUUUGGAAUACUUUAUGCUGACUUUAUCUAAUUUUUGGAGCUUCAAAGGCCUGAUCACCACUCACUUGCGAGCUGAGAUAUUCUUCUAAAAACCUUUGUUUGUGUUCAUCAGAAAAGAGGAUCUGGGAUGGCAAGAGGGAUUCUGAGUGGUUUGCAAUGACUUCUGACUCCCCGCGCAGACCUAGCCGCUGUGCUGGUGGGGUUGUGGUUCGGGCACAGGCUGCAACAGAGCAGUCUUACAUGGAAAGUGUGGUUACAUUCUUGCAGGACGUAGUCCCUCAGGCGUACACUGGGACACCGCCAAAUGAUGAAAAAGAAAAGAUAGUUUGGGUCCGCUUUGAAAAAACAGACAUCAAUGAUGUGGCCCGUUUACCAGAGUUCCAAGAAAAGCAUGGAAACAGCACAGACCCACCUCUCUGCUUGAUGAUUGGCUACACUGAUGGAAUGCAGAUCUGGAGCAUAUCACUGAACGGGGAGGCACAGGAGCUGUUCUCGGUGCGGCAUGGUCCUGUGCGAACUGCCAGGAUUCUGCCUGCCCCUCAUAUCAGUUCCUUCAAGACCGACAGCUUCGCUGAGAAACGGCCCCUUCUAGGUGUGUGCAAGAGCACGGGCUCUUCGGGGACAAGUCCCCCUUAUUGUUGUGUGGACCUUUAUUCCCUGAGAACAGGAGAGAUGAUCAAAUCCAUACAGUUUAAAACACCCAUAUAUGACCUACACUGCAACAAAAGGAUCCUUGUCGUUAGUCUUCAAGAAAAGAUUGCUGCCUUUGACAGCUGCACCUUUAUGAAGAAGUUCUUUGUCACAAGCUGCUACCCAUGUCCUGGGCCCAACCUCAACCCUAUUGCUCUAGGAAGUCGGUGGUUGGCCUAUGCCGAGAACAAGCUGAUCCGGUGUCAUCAGUCCCGUGGUGGGGCCUGUGGAGAUAAUGCCCAGUCCUACACUGCCACUGUCAUCAGUGCAGCUAAAACAUUAAAGACAGGCUUGACAAUGGUGGGGAAGGUCGUGACUCAGCUCGCUGGAACACUGCCAUCAGGGGUGGCUGAUGAGGAGGGAACUGCCCACAGCGGUACCCGUCGCAGCCCUCACCAGCCUGGCGUGGUCACCAUUAUAGACACGCACACUGUGGGAGAGGGGCAGGUCCUAGUUAGCGAGGACUCAGAUGGAGAGGGAGUGAUUGCACAUUUUCCAGCACAUGAUAAGCCUAUAUCCUGCAUGGCGUUUAAUCCAAGCGGUAUGCUGCUGGUGACUGCAGACACUCUCGGCCAUGACUUUCACGUUUUUCAAAUCUUGACUCACCCAUGGGCUUCUUCCCAAAGUGCAGUUCAUCAUCUGUACACCCUUCACAGAGGAGAGACCGAGGCUAAGGUGCAGGACAUCUGCUUCAGCCAUGACUGUCGCUGGGUCGUCAUCAGCACUCUUCGUGGCACCUCGCAUGUUUUUCCCAUCAACCCGUACGGCGGCGCGCCGUGUGCUCGCACUCACAUGUCUCCACGUGUGGUCAAUCGUAUGAGCCGUUUCCAGAAAAGCGCCGGACUGGAGGAGAUUGAACAGGAGCUGAGCGGCAAACUGGGCGGCCGAUGCAGCCCCAUUUCUGGCCUCUCUAAUAGCCCUUCUGGAUCACCACUACAUGCCAAACUCACUAGUCAAGAAUCUUACAACAACUUCACUAACAACUACAUGGGUAACCCACGCCUGUCCCCACUACCCAGUUUGAUUGUUGUUCUUCCUCUGGCACAGAUCAAGCAACCGAUGACCUUGGGCACCAUCACCAAGCGCACUGGCAAAGCCAAGCCACCUCCCCAGAUCUCCCCCAGUAAGUCCAGUGGUGGAGAGUUCUGCAUAGCAGCAGUCUUCGCCUCCUCUCGCUCCUGGUUUAUCACCAACCCCAACAUGAAGAGAGAGAAAGAUCAGUCACGCCAGGCCGUUGUUGAAUCCCUCUACAUCCUGAGUUGCUAUGGAACCCUGGUGGAACAUGUGCUAGAGCCUCGGCCAAUCAGCACAGCACAAAAGAUCGGCGACGACACACCCCUAGAGCUGAACACCUGUCCGAGAGCCUGUUGGAAUCUUGCCAGGACACCGCAGUGGAAUGAGCUACAACCACCUUUCAGCAACAACCACCCCUUGGUGCUGGCCUCAGACUUCGUGCAGUACUAUCAGUACCUCCUGGUUGGCUUGGUACCACCUGGCAGCCCUGGCCCCAUCACACGACAUGAGUCUUAUGACAGCCUGACAUCCGAUCACAGUGGCCAGGAAGAUGAGGAAUGGCUCUCACAGGUGGAGAUUGUGACCCACACCGGUCCUCACAGAAGACUUUGGAUGGGCCCUCAAUUUCAGUUCAAGACCAUCCACCCGUCAGGUCAAACAACUGUCAUCUCAUCCAGUUCCUCUGUACUACAGUCCCAUGGGCCCAGUGACACCCAGCAGCCUCUGCUUGAUUUUGACACAGAUGACUUGGACCUGCACAGCCUCAGGAUCCAGCCGGUGCGGUCUGAGCCUGUUAGCAUGCCUGGAUCCUCUCGCCUGGUGGCCGAUUGUAGAGGCCAAUCCACAGUCAUAGAUACCGGCUCAGGCAUGUUUGAUCGCAGCGUCACUCUGCUGGAGGUGUGCGGCAGCUGGCCUGAAAGCUUCGGCCUGCGUCACAUGUCCUCUGUUGAAGCCACCGAAGAGGGCCUAAAGGAAAGACUGGCGGACGCAAUGUCAGAGUCGCCCAGCAGAGAUAUUGUAGGCUCUGGGACAGCAGAACUGCAGAGGGAGGGAAGCAUCGAGACACUCAGCAAUAGCUCAGGUUCCACCAGUGGAAGCAUUCCCCAGAACUUCGAAGGCUACCGGUCCCCUCUCCCCACCAAUGAGAGCCAGCCCCUGAGCCUGUACCCCACCGGAUUCCCCUAAAACCAGCUGUCCCGUGCUCAUCUCAGUCCCAAGGAAGCCUCUUUUUUGGCUUUGGACAAUCUUGACAGUACAACCACAUCAGAGAGUCUCCACUCUCUCAAUCUCUGUCUCUCUACCAAGUGUUCUCGGCUUAUCUUUGCUCCAAUGGCUGUUAUUUGAAAUGUGGAUUUUUUUUUCUUUAAUCGAACCAGGCAUGCACAGAUAUAGGAAAACAAUGCUCAAUCAGGACCAGAGUUCAGACUAGAAUUUCAUUUUCUGACUAACAAGAUGCUUUAUUGUCAUUUCACAAUGUUUGUAGAUCAAGAAGUUAAUGUGAUGUAGCUUUCAUUUAAGAGAAGGAGAGAGAGAGAGAGAGAGAGAGAGAGAGCACGCUGGUCUGAUGUACUGUAGGAGGGAUUGAUGGAGUCGUAAGUUUCAGAAAACGUGCCAUUUUUAUUAAUCAUUCUUUGAGCGUGUGUAUGAGUCUUUUAUUGUAGAGAGUGUAUAUGUCCACCAAAUCUGCGUCCUGAUUACCUAGAUUUAAGCUUGAGGUCAUAAAUCAUUACAUUGAAGCAAAUGAGUCAAAGUGACGACUGAGUUGCAGCACAAUUAAAACCGUUUCCUUUUUAAAAGCAGAACUGCCUUCCAAUGAUGUUUGUAUGUACUGAUGUUAAGAAAAAUACUUUAGUGCUUAAGAUCUGUUCAUAAAAGAAACACGUGUUGCUAAUCAUAUUCAGACAAAUAGUGUUUUAAUCUGUUUUAAUCUGUUUUCUUCUGGGGACGUGAUUUUCUUUCACUUAUUUGUGAUUUCUUUAUUAUUUAUUUAAAGUUAAUUUUUUAUUUUUUAAAUGCAUUUCAAAUUAUGGAUAAAUGUGAGAUUUAUUGCAUUUUCUUUUUUUUAGAAGGGACCUUUGUUUACCAAUGUAUUGUUUUCAUGUUGAAUUGGUUUAUUGGCUGUGUGCAAGGCUGGUAUUCAACAGUGGUACACUCGGAUAUCCACAGCAAAUUUAAUUUAGCUCAUAAGAGGAAUUAGAUAAACUUAUGGAUCAUGUCCCCUCACACAUCAUCAUCAUUAUAAUCAAUAUAAUAAUUAUUUGCUUAACCAAUUUAUAUUAUUCAGUUAGAAUAAUUUUUCUUGACGUGAUGCAAGUUUACACACAACUAUUGAUGAAUACCAAUUAAGCUAAUACAAGAGUUAUGAAAUUGCUAAAAAGAAUGUGCAGUCAUCCGUUUGUCAAGAAGCUUAGAGGAAUAUUCCAUGUUCAAUAUAAGUUAAGCUAAACCAACAUCAUUUGUGGAUAAUGUUGUUUCGCACAAACAAUUAUUUUGAUGUGUCCCUCCUUUUCUUUUAAAAAAGCAUUUGUUUACGGAUUGGCCCCAUACACUUCCAUUGUAAAUGCCUCAUCCAGCCUUUCUUUUUUUAAAGAAAAGGAGGGACAAGUCAAAAUAAAUGUCGUUGAACACAGCAUAUUCCUUUAAAAAGUGCUGGCUGACAGUUCGGUGCAUGUUGAAAACCUGAGUAGCUUGGUAUCUGGAGAGGAAACGUGUCAUGGUUUGUUCACCAUAAUUGAUAAUGGGCAAAGUUGGCAUGAUUUGAUGUGUGAAUGCAGUGCACAUGCUUUGUAUGGACUACAGGAUUUUUUGUUAUUAUACUGAAGUAAUAUUUUCAUGAAAUAGGAAUUUAGGCAAGUGAAAUUAAUGAUUCUAUACAUUUGGUGUUUGUUUAAUACAAUAUGUGCAUUUUGACUUUCUCACAAACUUGUUAACUUGCCUUGCUUUUUCAUCCUAUAUUUGCUAUAAAAAAAAAACUGCAUUUAAAUUAUGAUAGAAAUCUGAGACACAGGCUAAAAAUCUAAAUCAUUGCCUUUAUUUAGGUAACUGAUUUUUUAAAAUAAUCUUUACCUCCUACAGUAAUGUCCACAGGUAUUGUUGUCUUAGAUUCCCUCCAUCACUGCUUUAAUUGCAUUGUUUCACUAUGUUAUAUAGAAAAGUUUAUUUAUAGUUAUCUAAUGCUGCUACAUUUUCAGUACCAGCUGUGCAUUGUGUAACUUCAUGAGGAAUUUUUCAGCUGCACAAAUGUCAAAGUUCUAUAACUGUGCUCUUUCAGUUUUGAAACUACAAAGACUGUAUAAUGGAUAUUGAAAUGCUGAAAGCAAUAAUACAUCUCAUUACUUAA